Messenger RNA from Aspergillus niger, 1758 nucleotides. RefSeq lists its product as uncharacterized. The coding region runs from base 1 to 1758 and encodes 585 amino acids. The record is from RefSeq and is a predicted model, not a curated record. Lineage: Eukaryota; Fungi; Ascomycota; Eurotiomycetes; Eurotiales; Aspergillaceae. The transcript has 4 exons.
AUGCCAACCAAACCCCAGACUCCCUCCAAGGAACCCGAGCCCAUCCCCGAAGGAUGGACAGAUAACCCCUUUUACGUGCAAGCCGAACAGGAAAAUGGAUUCGCAUACGCCUACGGACUCACCAACGUCUCGGUGCUAUUACCGCAAGGCCCUGACAGCAGAGAGCACGGAUUCAUAUGCUCUUCUAACGGUCGCUAUUAUCUGGGGGAUGAAAUGGCCUAUUGCAUGCUUGAGAUUACAAAGCCUACAACGUAUUCAGGAAUAUUGCAUGUUGUAAAUACCAAGGGGGAGAACGGGUUAAAGAUGAAAUCGCUUAAGAUGGUCCCCUAUGCGGAGCAGCCGGAAUCUGGGCCUGGUGAUCUUUGGCCAGGAACGGGUGCUAUCACCGAAAGUAGACUAGUGGAUGUGGUGCUUGGCUAUAAAGUAACUCAUGUUAACUAUCCUCCAUCAUGUUCUCCCAAUCUACCAAUCAAUUACACCUCUUCUUUGCCAUUGAACUCUUCACUCCUCUCUAACACAACCCAAACCACCGCAAUCAUGAUGAACAGAUCCCCCAGAGUCGCUACCCGCUGUCUGCGACAGCAGCGCCUCCGCCAAUCGGCCGGUCGCUACCGUAACGCUCGAUUCCAAUCCUCCUCCUCCUCUUCCUCUUCCUCCGGCUCCACGGGCACCGGCAGCAGCAAUCCCGCCCUGAUCGGAGGUCUCAGCGGCGGUCUCGUCGCCAUCGUCACCGGCUACACAUGGUACCAUCUUUCCGGGGCUCGCAAAGCCGUCAAAACUAUGAAACAGACCCAGGUCUACGCCGACCAAGUGAAGCAAGGCAUUAUCCAGAACGCCCCGGAGCCCGACAAGGCGCUGAACUGGCUGCGGGAUACCCUUAAGAGCUAUGCGGUGUUGCUCCCGGGAGCAGGCAAACACAUUGAUGCUGCGUUCGACGAUCUGGAGAAAGUGAAGCAACGGCAUGGGCCUGAGGUGGAUAGCAUCGUGCGGGAUGCGUAUAAAGAGCUGAAGGCGCUGGGAAGUAAAGGUGGUGCCAAUGCGGAUACCGCCAUUCAGGCAUUGCAGGUGCUGCAGAAGAGUUUGACGCGGUUGAUGGAGCUGUCUGGUGAUGCUGCCGGGGAUAUUUUGGAUAACCACCCGUGGUUGCAGGAGAAGGUUGGUGGCGGGUGGAAGCAGUUGAAGGAGAUGGGGGAUGCGUAUGGGCCGCAGGCGAAGGAGGAGGUGGAUAAGACGAGGGAGCAGCUUGCUGGGGUGGCGAAGAAAGGAUUCAGUCUUGCGUCGGUGGAGGAGGUGCGCAAGUUGAUUCAGGAGAAGUCCGAGAAGUUGCAGAAGCUUGGGGAUGAGAUGUGGCAGAAGGGGCUGGAGGAGAGUAAGCAGUAUUUGGAUAAGAAUCCGAAGGUGAAGGAGCUCGUGGAGAAUAACGCGGAGGCGCUGAAGAAGGGAAAUGUGAGUGAGUUGUGGGGUAUGGUGAAGGAGGCUGCGUCGUCGGGGAAGACGGAGCAGGUGGAGAAAUAUGUCAAGGAGAAGGUCGACCAGGCGCAGCAGAGCGGGUCUUUUGAUCUGAGCAAGUGGGCGGAUAUGGUGCCGGGAGGAUCUAAUGUCCUGGGCCAAUUGCAGUCUCUUCGGACGCUGCAGGAGAAGAAGGGCAAGGAGGCAGAGAAUGUCCUCAAGGAGACCAUGGAUGAGAUCCAAGAGGUCUUGAAGAAGAGAAAGGAGCAGAUGGAGAAGCUUGCCAGUGAGGCGAAGAAGGAUAACUAG